AUGAAGCUACACUUGAUCGCCCUUGUGGCCCACAUAAUCAGUGUUGGCACUGCAUACCCGGGAAGCAUUAUCCAGUCUUUCGAGUCUGUCACAACGUCCAUCGACACCAUUGAAGUGGGUGCCCGGGGUUCUGAGAGCCUUAUCAAGUCAACCGAGAUACGGGCAGUGUCCAUCAAUACCAAUUCUGGGUCUCAGGGCUCUGGUAAAAAGACUUCUACCAGUGCUUGCCCAGGCAAUACCCCCAAGGACAGAACUGUUUGGUGCGAUUAUAGUGUCAACACAGACUAUGAAAGUGUUGUACCGAAUACCGGUGUAACUAGGGAAUAUUGGUUCGAUGUCAAGCAAGUCAUUCUUGCCCCAGAUGGCUUCCCACGUCCAGUUUGGACUGUGAAUGGCACCCUUCCUGGCCCAACCCUAUUUGCAAACUGGGGUGACUGGGUCAUCAUCCAUGUCACCAACAACCUGGGUGCACAGAGGAAUGGAUCUACUAUUCAUUGGCAUGGCAUUCGUCAAAAUUAUACCAAUCCCAAUGACGGUGUUCCUUCCAUUACACAGUGUCCCAUUGCACCUGGGAAUACCAUGACCUACAAGUGGCGAGCUGUUCAAUAUGGUUCGUCGUGGUAUCACUCACACAUUGGCUUGCAAGCCUGGGAGGGAGUAUACGGGGGUCUCGUUAUCAACGGACCAGCAACUGCAAACUAUGAUGUGGACAAGGGCCCUCUGUUCCUGAGUGAUUGGACGCAUCGAACUGUUGAUGAACUUUAUCUGGAAGAUGAGAUCAAUGGUCCCACCAAUCUGACCAAUGGUCUUAUCAAUGGUACCAAUGUUUAUCAGCCCGACUAUGACAGCCCUCAUAUUGCAUCAGGUCGUCGGUUCACCAUGAAAGUGAAUCAGGGUACUUCUUACCGGCUGCGCUUGGUGAAUCCGUCCGUGGAUACACAUUGGAAAUUUAGCAUUGAUGACCAUACUUUGGAGGUAAUCGGAAUGGACUUUGUGCCAAUUGUUCCAUUCAAAACGAACGUAAUUAGUCUUGCAAUGGGCCAACGUUACGACGUCAUCGUCACAGCAAACCAGCAACACGUAGCUGACUCAUUCUGGAUGAGGGCAAUACCCGCAAGUCUUUGCUCAGCCAACAACCAGAGUGCCAACAUCCGUGGCAUAGUUUACUAUGGCAACAGUGCCAAGAUCCCAACAACAUCAGGCUUCGUCGCCACAGACGACUGCCUGGAUAUGCCACUCUCCGACCUUGUCCCCUGGGUGAAGAAGGACGUCGAUGCCCCCUUAUACGAUGACAGUACCGAUGUCAACCUGUACAAAACCGCAGAUAAUCUUUUCCGCUGGGAAUUCAACACCACAUCCUUGAACAUCAGCUGGGAAAAACCAACUCUGCUAGACAUUUACAACAAGGAUUUGGAUUUCACAAACACCAGUGGUGUAAUCGAGCUUCCAGGGAAAAACCAAUGGGUGUAUUUCAUGAUCAACACCACGAUCCCCGUCACACAUCCGAUCCAUCUCCACGGUCAUGAUUUCUACAUCUUGGCUCAAGGUUCCGGUGUCUUUAAUGUCUCACUGCUCACAACAAACCCUCCGCGCCGUGAUACUGCCAUCUUGCCGCCUAGUGGCUGGCUGAUGAUUGCGUUCAAAACCGAUAAUCCCGGUGCUUGGUUGAUGCACUGCCAUAUCGGUUGGCAUGUUAACAUGGGACUUGCCUUGCAGUUUAUUGAGAAUCAGGAUGAGAUGCGCGCUCUCUUCGAUUAUAAGCCCAUUGAACAAAAUUGUGCGUCGUGGGAUCAGUAUGAUACCUCGAGAGAUAUUGUACAAGAGGACGGGGGUGUCUAA
Molecule: messenger RNA, 1839 nt
Organism: Penicillium verhagenii
Lineage: Eukaryota; Fungi; Ascomycota; Eurotiomycetes; Eurotiales; Aspergillaceae
Product: Multicopper oxidase type 3
Exons: 2
Coding region: 1-1839 (612 amino acids)
Molecular function (GO): oxidoreductase activity; copper ion binding
Source: RefSeq, a predicted model, not a curated record